Molecule: messenger RNA, 2690 nt
Organism: Selaginella moellendorffii
Lineage: Eukaryota; Viridiplantae; Streptophyta; Lycopodiopsida; Selaginellales; Selaginellaceae
Product: G-type lectin S-receptor-like serine/threonine-protein kinase SD2-5
Exons: 1
Coding region: 181-2685 (834 amino acids)
Biological process (GO): protein phosphorylation
Molecular function (GO): protein serine/threonine kinase activity; ATP binding
Source: RefSeq, a predicted model, not a curated record
CUUUCCAUGUAAUGACAACUAUUGGACACACUUUAUGUAUGCCUUUACUCUGCCUUAUUUUAUUGUGUGUUAAAGGCGCCGACCCCGCCAGCUACAUACGUAGUCCAACUUGCAACGUCUUGUCAUGACACAGCUGGCUGGGAGUUCAAAUAAUUCAGCGCUUGAGAGGUCGAGAACUCCAUGGCUACCAAAGGAGAGCUGUGCUUCAUCUUCUCGUCGAUCUUCAUCCUGGGAUUUUCUCGAGCGGAACUGUACUACAGGAAUUUCACCAGUGAAUUAAAUGGUCCCCUGUAUCCGCUUGAUCCAUCCGGCUUGAGUGGCCGCUACACUGAUUUAUGGUCCAACUACACCGACACGGACAUGAGCUUCCAGGUGUGGAUGCUGAGCUAUGACGCCACAACACCAAGAUCGUUCUUCCUGGCACUGGUUGGAAUUUGCAAUCCAAGUAAGCUCUGGGACCUCACAAAACCGGUCGUUCUGUGGAAGGCCCGUCAGACGAGGCUUGUAGGAGAGAAUGCCACUCUAGCAUUCACCACCGAUGGAGAGCUCAAGCUUGAAGAAGAUGGCGACGUUGUCUGGUCCUCCAACACCACAAACAAAGGCGUCCGGUGGCUUGCCAUAUCCGACAGCGCGACCAUAAUGCUCCUGGAUGAAAGUGAAAGCAAUGUCAUCUGGCAAAGUAGCGACGAACCUUCUGACACUGUGCUGUUGCAACGAGCGCUUAAGCCGGGAUAUAAGCUCGUAAGUUGGAAUACUUCAGAAGACAGCAGCGACGGCCUGUAUAGCCUUGUCAUGGAGAAGAACAGGCUCAAACUGUUGUACGACUCGCAACCAUACUGGAGCUUCGGUAAUAUUACCAGAGAGGAAGAUAUGUUUGCGGUCUUCUGCUGGCAGCCAAAUGGAGUCGUGUCCCUGGAUCUCCGAACUAAUUUCUCACAGAUAGCCGUUGCGGGCUUGGUACAGCCGGAGUCUUGUGCCAUACCUGGUUCUGAAGACCAAGCGAUGCAGCUGCCAAUAAACGGGUCACAGUUCACGUCCUCCACUUUCAUAAGGCUCACACCAGAUGGAGAUGUGGACCUGUACUCCUGGAAUUGGACGGGUAGCAACUGGGUGACUUAUCUCAGCUUUUCCAAUCACUUCAAGUGCUUCCUUCCAAGUGCAUGCGGGAAAUAUAGAACCUGUAAUCCAACAUUAGGUACAUGCGAAGAUACUUGUCCCGAGAGCUUUACCAAGAAAGAUGAAGAUUGCCAGCCAUCGUUUCCACUUCAGAUGUGUGAGGAGAUGGAGUAUCGAUUCGUUCGGAAGGAGGGAACUGAUUACUUCUCCACAAAUUAUACUGAUCCACUCAAUGUUGCAUCGGAAGAAGAUUGUCAAGGGCUGUGUGAGUCGAAUUGCAACUGCACGGCUGCCUUCUAUAGUGACCGGGCCUGCUUUCUCGUGCAUGGAGACGUGCAAUCACUUCGAACUGGACAAUACGUUGCGUUAUUGAAAGUUGCACAGCCACGAAAGAAUUCCAGGAAGCACGUCCAGGCCAUCACCUUGGGAGUACUUAUUCCAACAGUCGUCCUACUGAUAGUAAGCCUCGGAUGGCGCUGCCGGAGGAACAAGGAAGAUGACGACGAGGGAGAAGAAGAAAGCACCUUGCAGCUCUCUCUCAUGGCUGGCAUGCCGAGGCGUUUUAGUUACCAGGAGCUCCAGCAAGUCACAGGGAACUUCAGUGACAGACUGGGAAGCGGAGGAUAUGGAAGCGUGUUCAAAGGAAAACUUACCGAUGGAACUGAAGUCGCUGUGAAGAAACUUGAAGGCUCCAAUCAGAGGAGCAAAGAUUUUUUCGCCGAAGUUGGAAUCCUAGCCAGGACGCACCACUGGAACCUCGUCAAGCUGCUGGGAUUCUGUGCCCAAGGUCCCAGGAAAAGGCUCCUUGUGUACGAAUAUAUGAAGAACGGGUCCCUGGAGCGAUGGAUAUUUGAAGACGAUAGAAAGCCUGGCAGUUUUACAUGGGACGUUAGAUACAACAUUGCCUUGGGCACAGCAAGAGGAUUGAGUUACUUACAUGACGACUGCGCUGAGAGGAUCAUCCACCUGGACCUGAAGCCGGAGAAUGUGCUCGUCGACGAUGGUUUCCAGCCGAAGAUAGCCGACUUCGGAUUGUCCAAGCUCAUGGACAGGAAGGAAAGCCAGCUACAACUGACAAUUGCGAGAGGCACCCCUGGAUACGUCGCACCCGAGUGUGUUCAGGAAGGAACGGUGACUGAGAAAACCGACGUUUUCGGCUACGGGGUACUGCUGCUCGAGAUGUUAACAGGUUGCAAGAACAGGAACCUCUCAAGUGAUUACCUGAAGGACUUCUUGUUAGUCAGUGGACAGAACGACAGUGCUGCUGCUCACCUCCAUCAAGACGAGAAGAAAAGAGAAAGAUUGAAGAACGUUGCAGCCUUGUGCGUCCAAGACGAUCCAGAUUUACGGCCCUCGAUGAGCAACGUGGUACAAAUGAUACUGGGAGUUACUGAGCUGCCUCAAAUGCCCUCGCGAUCACAGCUGAAUUUCUUUCUUGCUUACAGAUCCAAAGAGCACUUGAACAGGAGCUCAGGCUCGGACGUCUCGCAUAGGAGUUUUGAUAAGUUGCUGGAUUCAUCGAUGUCAUCGACGUCAUUUGCAAUUUUCUCACAAAAUAGUGGUCGAUAGUUAAA